AUGCCAUUCCCCGCACUGAAAUCCUUGGUUGUCCACGGCAUCUAUCCGUUUUCCGACGACACUUUGCUACGCGGAUCCGGAGAUUCGCUGGAAUUCCUGGACAUGUGUAUGUCGGAGAGUGACAUCGACAUGUUUAUCGAAGCCGGCAUUCUGGACGAGGGUCGGUUCAAGGCGCUGCAGACGCCAGUGAUUGACCUUAGCGAUGGGUUCAAUUUCAACUAUUCUGUUCUUCAGUCGCGUGUUGACAGUUUUGCGCCAACUCUCCGCGUCCUGGACAUUCCUGGGCGCCGCGCAGCACUGGCCGAAGCACCAGUCAGUCGGCAGCAGCAGGCGACAUCUUCGCUGAAAGACUCCUUCCCUGUAGCGAAAACGACCGGCAAAAUCCUCAUUAUCGGGCGCAGCGCCGAGCAGUCGUCGAUUCGGGCGUUCUUGCGCGAUACAGUUGAGCAGAACCGCGGGGGCAGCCUGUACAUUUCCGGAAACCCUGGGACGGGCAAGACUGCCUGCCUGCAGUCUAUUAUGAGCCAGAGCAAGGUCAAGUUCACCUCUGUGCUCGUCAACUGCGUGCCGCUGACACGCCCGACCCAAGCUUCACCUGGCGACCCGCUUGGCGCACUCGAGAACCACGUGCUCCACAACAAGCGUGCAUUCAUGGUGGUUUUGGAUGAAGUCGACAGCCUGCUGGGUGCUCGCCAGGAGACUCGCAUAUGGCGCUGGUUCGGAAUCGCCAAUGCGCUGGACCUGACCGACCGGUUUUUGCCGCGCCUGCAAGCCCGCAACUGCGAGCCAGUUCUGCUCAACUUCAAUCCAGCCGGCCUGAGCUCUGUUUCGGGGCAGGAGGCCGAGCCGAUCAUCCAAAAGGCUGCGCUCGAGUUGUGCGCGCGCAAGGUUGCUGCCACGUCCGGCGACCUGCGCAAGGCGCUGGAUGUCACGCUGAUGCACAUUGCUAAGGUGCUGACAAAUCUGAAUGGCUCGCCGAUCAUGCAGAAGCUCAAUGCCCUGAACUUCCAGCAAAAGCUCGCAAAGAAGCAGACAGCCAGCAUUGCAGUCACUGGCGUGUUCUCUGAAUAUCAGGCCAUCUGCACGCAGCUCCAGAUCCCGGCUCCUGUUACGCGCUCAGAGUUCCUGGACCUGAUCUCGAUGAUGGAGACACAGGGCGUCCUAACUAUCGAGGCAGCGCGCGGCAGGAGAGGAGCACGUCGCGUAAUGUCCAGCACGGGCGCUGCAGAUGACCGCUCGGUGCGUCUGGCUGUAGACGAAAUUGACGUGCGUCGUGCGCUGACCAGUACCGCAGCACUCAAACCUCUUUUUUGA
This is a messenger RNA of Linderina pennispora, 1314 nucleotides long. RefSeq lists its product as uncharacterized. Lineage: Eukaryota; Fungi; Kickxellomycota; Kickxellomycetes; Kickxellales; Kickxellaceae. The transcript has 9 exons. The record is from RefSeq and is a predicted model, not a curated record. Gene Ontology annotation, cellular component: nucleus. The coding region runs from base 1 to 1314 and encodes 437 amino acids. Gene Ontology annotation, molecular function: DNA replication origin binding; ATP binding; ATP hydrolysis activity. Gene Ontology annotation, biological process: mitotic DNA replication checkpoint signaling.